GUGGUGGGGGCCUGCAGUCUAGAGGGGUCUCUGUGCAGUUCGGGAGGGCUCUGCAAUGUUGGGGGUCCCGGUGCUGUUGGGGGGUCCUGGUGCGGUUCGGCAGGGCCCUGUAAUGAGGAACCUCGGUGCGGUUCGGGAAGAGGGCUCCCAGGUGGCGCAGGCACAACCACGGUGCCCCGGGCGGCACUGACGGGCUCGCCGGACACGUGCCUGUCCGCACCCCCCUGGCACCCGCCGCCCACCAUGGACCCCCAGAGCGACACAGGGCCAGAGGGGCCGGGGCUGGAGGGGCCGGGGCUGGAGGCGGCGGGGCCGGAGGCUGCAGGGUUGGACGCAGGACUGGCGGCGGCGGCACGGGAGCGGCAGCUGCAGCGGGAGCUGGUGGCCCUGAAGCAGCAGCAGCAGCUCCAGAAGCAGCUGCUCUUCGCCGAGUUCCAGAAGCAGCACGAGCACCUCACGCGCCAGCACCAGGUCCAGCUCCAGAAGCACCUCAAGCAGCAGCAGGAGGCCCUGGCUGCCCGCCGGCAGCAGGAGCUGGAGCAGCAGCGGCAGCGGGAGCGGCAGGAGCUGGAGCAGCAGCGCCUGGAGCAGCUCCAGAGCCUGCGACCCAAGGACAGGAGCCGUGACAGUGCCAUCGCCAGCACUGAGGUGAAACUGAAGCUCCAGGAGUUCCUGCUCAGCAAGACGAAGGAGCCAGGCCCCGGCCCCCCAAACCAUUCCCUCCCCCAGCACCCCAAAUGUUGGGCUCACCACACCUCGUUGGACCAGAGUUCCCCCCCGCAGACAGGCAGCCCGGGGACCCCUCCGUCCUACAAGCUCCCCCUCCUCGGCACCUACGACGGCCGGGAUGACUUUCCUCUCCGGAAAACUGCCUCUGAGCCCAACCUGAAGGUGCGGUCGCGGCUGAAGCAGAAGGUGGCGGAGCGGCGGAGCAGCCCUCUCCUGCGGCGCCGCGACGGCUCCGUGCUCAGCGCCUUCCGCAAGCGCCACGUCGAGAUCACCGUGUCCUCGGUGUGCAGCAGUGCCCCCGGGUCGGGGCCCAGCUCCCCCAACAGCUCCCACGGUGCCCACAACGGCCUGGCCGCCUCCGUCCCCAACAUCCACACCGAGCAGCUCCUGCCCCAGCCCCGUGCCCUGGCCCUGGAUGGGGCCCAGCUCAGCCUCUACACGUCCCCGUCGCUGCCCAACCUGUCCCUGGGGCUGCAGGCCACUGUCACUGUCACCAGCGCCCACGUCCCCGCAUCCCCCAAGCUGUCACCGCAGGCUGAGGGCGAGCGCCCUGGUGUACCCCCCCUGCGCCCUGGGGCCGCCCUCACCGGGAAGUUCCUGAGCACGUCCUCGAUCCCGGGGUGCCUGCUGGGGGUGGCCCUGGACGGGGACCCCCCGGCCGGUCCCCCGUCCCUGCUGCAGCACGUCCUGCUGUUGGAGCAGGCACGGCAGCAGAGCACCCUCAUCGCUGUGCCCCUGCACGGCCAGUCCCCGCUGGUGACGGGGGAGCGCGGGGGGGGUCCCCGUGGGAACAAACUGCCUCGGCACCGGCCCCUGAGCCGCACCCAGUCGUCCCCGCUGCCCCAGAGCCCCCAGGCCCUGCCCCACGGCCCCCUCCAGCACCACUUUCUCGACAAGCAGCAGGUCCAACUGGGCAAGCUGCUCCCCAAGGCGGGGGAGCUGGCACGGCAGCCCCCCACCCACCCUGAGGAGACGGAGGAGGAGCUGACGGAGCAGCAAUCACCCCCCCCAGGCGAGGGGGGGCCCCCUGGCCCCCCCCUCAGCCCCCCCCUCACCCUCAUCUCCCCGGAGGCUGGGGACCCCCCGGAGCAGCUGCAGGAUCCCGAGGGCGGCCAGGGGACAGGGGACAGCGGGGAUGAGGCUGAGGGUGCCGGGUACCCUGACGUCACUGAGCUGGGCGUCACCUACAAGCAGGUGUACCCCGAGGCACCGCUGCAGCUUUAUCCCACGCCCCCCCUGGGGGUCCUGGCACUGUCCCACCCGGCUCUCGCCCGCACCCAGUCGUCCCCUGCCAGCGUCAAGCCCCCUGUGCCCGAGGGGCCCCCCAAGCACCUCUUCACCACAGGCGUGGUGUACGACACGUUCAUGCUGAAGCACCAGUGCACCUGCGGGAACACCACGAUCCACCCGGAGCACGCCGGCCGCAUCCAGAGCAUCUGGUCCCGGCUCCAGGAGACCGGCCUGCUCGGGAAGUGUGAGCGGAUCCGGGGCAGGAAGGCGACGCUGGAGGAGAUCCAGACGGUGCACUCAGAGCACCACGCGCUGCUCUACGGCACCAGCCCCCUCAACCGCCAGAAACUGGACAGCAAGAAGCUGCUGGGUCCCAUCACGCAGAAGACGUACGCAGUGCUGCCAUGUGGGGGCAUCGGGGUGGACAGUGACACGGUGUGGAACGAGCUGCACUCGUCGAGCGCGGUGCGCACGGCCGUGGGCUGCCUGCUCGAGCUGGCCUUCAAGGUGGCUGCAGGCGAGCUCAAGAACGGCUUUGCGGUCAUCCGCCCCCCAGGCCACCACGCCGAGGAGUCCACAGCCAUGGGCUUCUGCUUCUUCAACUCAGUGGCAAUCUCGGCCAAGCUGCUGCAGCAGCGGCUCAGCGUGGGCAGGAUCCUCAUCGUGGACUGGGACAUCCACCAUGGGAAUGGGACCCAGCAGGCCUUCUACAGUGACCCCCACGUGCUCUACAUCUCCUUGCACCGCUACGACGACGGCAACUUCUUCCCGGGCAGUGGGGCCCCUGAGGAGGUGGGCAGUGGGCUGGGAGUGGGCUACAACAUCAACAUCGCCUGGACUGGCGGCGUGGACCCCCCGAUCGGGGACGUGGAGUAUCUGACUGCCUUCAGGACGGUGGUGAUGCCCAUCGCCAAGGAGUUCUCCCCAGACCUGGUGCUGGUCUCCGCUGGCUUCGACGCCGUCGAGGGCCACCUGUCCCCGCUCGGUGGCUACUCUGUCACCGCCAAGUGUUUUGGACACCUGACGAAGCAGCUGAUGAUGCUGGCGAGGGGCCGGGUGGUGCUGGCGCUGGAGGGGGGCCACGACCUGACGGCCAUCUGCGAUGCCUCCGAGGCUUGUGUCUCUGCCCUGCUCGGCCUGGAGCUGGAGCCCUUGGAUCCGUCCCUGCUGCAGCAGAAGCCAAAUGUGAAUGCAGUGGCCACACUGGAGAAGGUCAUCGAGAUCCAGAGCAAGCACUGGGGGUCCGUGCGGCGUUUCGCAGCGGCCGUGGGCCGGUCCUUGCUGGAGGCCCAGCGCAGGGAGGCCGAGGAGGCUGAGACGGUGACGGCCAUGGCCCUGCUCUCGGUGGGCGCCGAGCAGGCCGGGGGAGACCCCCAGCCCAGGCCAGUGGAGGAGCCGAUGGAGGCUGAGCCUACGCUCUGACCCACCCGCAUCGUUCCCGCCUCUGAAAAAACCAAGAAACACCCAGAAGAGACUAAAAAACUCACACACACACACAGACAUACACACAGAGAAAAAAAUCACAGUAAAAGGGAAAAA
Molecule: messenger RNA, 3498 nt
Organism: Lepidothrix coronata (blue-crowned manakin)
Lineage: Eukaryota; Metazoa; Chordata; Aves; Passeriformes; Pipridae
Gene: HDAC5
Product: histone deacetylase 5
Exons: 26
Coding region: 244-3381 (1045 amino acids)
Biological process (GO): chromatin organization; negative regulation of transcription by RNA polymerase II
Cellular component (GO): histone deacetylase complex
Molecular function (GO): histone deacetylase activity
Source: RefSeq, a predicted model, not a curated record